This is a messenger RNA of Cryptomeria japonica (Japanese cedar), 471 nucleotides long. RefSeq names its product LOB domain-containing protein 11-like. The coding region runs from base 1 to 471 and encodes 156 amino acids. The transcript has 2 exons. The record is from RefSeq and is a predicted model, not a curated record. Lineage: Eukaryota; Viridiplantae; Streptophyta; Pinopsida; Cupressales; Cupressaceae.
AUGGCCAAAAGAAAGAUGGUAUCUUGUGCGGCCUGUAGACUGAGCCGCACAAAAUGUUCAGAAGAUUGUGUUUUGGCUCCUUAUUUUCCUUCCGAUGAUCCAGACAAGUUUGCAGUUGUCCAGAGAGUAUUUGGAACGAGUCAUAUCAUCAAACUGCUUCAAGGUGUGGAGGCUGAGCAAAGAGCGGAAGCAGUAAAUAGUAUGGUGCAUGAAGCAGCUGCAAGAAUGAAGGAUCCCAUUCAUGGACUUGGUAGUGAAGUCCAUGAGCUGCAGGAAAAAAUAGCCCAUUUAAAAUCUCAGUUGGCAGCCACGGAAGAAGAGCUCGUGAAUGUACGUUGUAAGUAUGAUAAGCUUUUAUACUUCCUGCGUACCGGGUCUCCUCAUCCUCAUGAUGCGAUAUAUCCAACUGAAGGUAUAAUGUAUGAGGAGGUGGAUCCAUUGCUGUUGUGGGAGCCGAUAAGGGACGCAUAG